AUCAAAAUACACUUGAGUAAACAAUUAGUAAUUAUUUACGUAUAAAUUUUGUACUGAUAUUUAAGUAUUAUUAAUUAUAUAAAAUAAAUACAAUCUGUGUUGUAUACAAAUUUAAUUAGUUUGUAAUCCAAUUCGCAGGAAAUGGUAGAGGAAACAGUAAAUACGAACAAUAAAUCAAAGACAAAAUCAUCAGACAAACCUAGAUAUGUAUAUUCAUGGAGUGUCACAGAUGUUCAGAAGUGGUUCAGACGACACUGCAGUGAUUACUUUUCACUAUAUUCAGACACGUUUUUAAAACACGACAUUACAGGAAGAACACUACUCAGAAUUAAUGAUAAUUCAUUAUUAAGACUUGGAAUUACAGACAAGAAGCAUCGAGAUGAUAUUUGGAGGGAAAUUUUGAAAUUACGCUUGAAAACUGACAUCUUAGAAAUUAUUGAUUUGGAGAAGCAUAACACCAAUAAUUUAUUUUAUGACUACACUAUUGCAUAAAAUUAUUUAGUUAGUUAUUUUCUAGAUAUUAGAAUGAUAUUAACAUUAUAAUCAAGAUAAAUCCUGUUAAGUGGUAUAAUACAAUUCUUAAGACAAAUUGUACUCAGUCUACUGUGAAUAUUAAAAUUGUUGACAAAUUAUCAAUGUGAAUUUAAGUGUGAGCCACAAAUUCUGAGAUGACUAAUUUUAAAUAUUCAAAUGUAGUCUUUUUGCAUGUUAUAUUUGUUCUAUGUUUUUUAUGAGCGUUGUCUUAUUGAGGUAAUAUUUUUGUAUAUGGAUUUUAUAUAUUUUUCUAUUUAAUAAACCUUUUAAGAAUGUAA
Aethina tumida (small hive beetle) is the source of this 812-nucleotide messenger RNA. RefSeq names its product protein aveugle. Lineage: Eukaryota; Metazoa; Arthropoda; Insecta; Coleoptera; Nitidulidae. Gene Ontology annotation, cellular component: cytoplasmic side of plasma membrane. The record is from RefSeq and is a predicted model, not a curated record. The transcript is spliced from 2 exons. Gene Ontology annotation, biological process: cell surface receptor protein tyrosine kinase signaling pathway. Gene Ontology annotation, molecular function: protein binding. Bases 142 to 492 code for a protein of 116 amino acids.